CGAGGGUAUAUCGUAUUACGAUUCGAUAAAUCGAUCGAUCGAGGCCUAUCGAACAGAAGGAGCUCGAACUUGAGGAGGGGGUAAAAGGGAGUGGAGUGCGCGGUUGUCCGGGCGGCCAUUGCGGGUAUAUUGUCCGAAACCGCGAAUGCAAUUGAGUGCUGCGUGCCACACUAGUGAAAUCAACGAGAAUCAAAGGUCAUCCUCGAAAGAAGGUGCUCCGUGUGAAGCCCGGGACGCGCACAAAACCCCGGCCCGAUGGCUGAAUCAGACAAACUUAAUAUUGACAACAUCAUAGCUCGGCUUUUGGAAGUGCGGGGGGCUAGGCCAGGAAAAAAUGUACAAUUGACAGAAGGAGAAAUAAAGGGACUUUGCUUGAAGUCACGUGAAAUUUUUUUAUCGCAACCUAUUCUGUUAGAACUUGAAGCACCGCUUAAAAUAUGUGGUGAUAUUCACGGGCAAUAUUAUGACUUACUGCGACUAUUUGAAUAUGGUGGAUUCCCGCCAGAGAGUAAUUAUCUAUUUCUAGGAGAUUAUGUUGAUAGAGGAAAACAAUCCUUAGAGACGAUUUGUCUUCUUCUUGCCUACAAAAUCAAAUAUCCAGAGAACUUUUUUUUACUUCGUAAACGACGUUACAACAUUAAACUGUGGAAAACGUUUACGGAUUGUUUCAACUGCUUACCUGUUGCGGCAAUAGUAGAUGAAAAAAUAUUUUGUUGCCAUGGUGGCCUUAGUCCGGAUCUACAAAACAUGGAACAGAUCAGACGUAUCAUGCGACCAACAGAUGUACCUGAUCAAGGCUUAUUGUGUGACUUAUUAUGGUCUGAUCCAGACAAAGAUACAAUGGGUUGGGGAGAAAAUGACCGUGGAGUAUCAUUUACAUUUGGAGCUGAAGUAGUUGCCAAAUUUUUACAUAAGCAUGACUUUGACCUCAUAUGUCGUGCUCAUCAGGUGGUAGAGGAUGGCUAUGAAUUCUUUGCAAAGAGACAAUUAGUUACCUUGUUCUCAGCGCCGAACUACUGUGGUGAAUUUGAUAAUGCUGGAGCUAUGAUGUCCGUAGAUGAAACACUCAUGUGUAGUUUCCAAAUUCUAAAGCCAGCUGAUAAAAAGAAAUUAACGUAUGGUGGCCUGAAUGCGAAUAGACCAGUGACACCUCCUCGAGGUGGUGGAAAUAACAAAAGCAAGAAGAAGUGAAGCCCUUAGAUUUGUUUCUCAUAUUUUCUUUUGAACGCAAUGUUUAGAACUUCAAAACUUCCUUGAACCCCACAGUCUUUUAAGACAUUAAGUUCUUGUAAGAGAAAAGAUGUUAUUGUUAUUAUUUCUCCUAAUAUCGCUAUUAUUAUUAUCAACGCUAUUAUCAUAUUACUUUUGAAUUUAUCAUGAACUCCACCCAUACAUUAACGAUCACAUUUUAAGUAAAAAAAAAAAAAUUCUGAAGCG
Heterotrigona itama is the source of this 1437-nucleotide messenger RNA. Lineage: Eukaryota; Metazoa; Arthropoda; Insecta; Hymenoptera; Apidae. The record is from the annotation of a GenBank genome assembly.